Sporothrix schenckii 1099-18 is the source of this 1860-nucleotide messenger RNA. RefSeq lists its product as uncharacterized. NCBI's taxonomy places the organism in Eukaryota, Fungi, Ascomycota, Sordariomycetes, Ophiostomatales, Ophiostomataceae. Gene Ontology annotation, biological process: protein phosphorylation. The transcript has a single exon. The record is from RefSeq and is a predicted model, not a curated record. Bases 1 to 1860 code for a protein of 619 amino acids. Gene Ontology annotation, molecular function: protein kinase activity; ATP binding.
AUGAACCGCGACACGGAGGAGCUCAAGAAGCUGCGCGAUUAUCAGAAAAGGAUCAACCUAGCCUUUGCCGCCUACCGCAGGGGCAACAUCUAUGCCAGAGACAUGAGGUCGAAAUUCCCGCGAGCCAUCCUCGACAACGUGCCACACCCUAUGAUACAAGACCGCGGGAAGGUCGCUCACAAGGUCUAUGAAUUCAAAACCAAAGAGCAUAUGAACCACUUUAUCAAGGAGAUGAAGGCCCAGGACUAUCGCACCAACAAGCGCUAUUCCAUGUCCGACCUUAAUACGAAGAGACGGGGAGACGUGCAGAAAACAAUCAACCUUGUUGCCCGCCGUCUGUUCCGAGCGGGCAUCCGCUUUCGUCGUGUUCUCUCCUGCGGCGGUAUGGGCAUGGCAGCGCUUUUCGAGACGGCAAACAGCGUGACAGGCCUCUACAACAAGUGCGUCGCCAAGGUCUCCUUGUCGGAGGACAACGGGCACGACCAGAUGGAGCACGAGAAAAACGUGACGCGCUUGCUACACGGCGCCCCUCACAUUGUCCAGAUGCUCAGCGUUGACGAGCUGCGGGCCCUGCCCGGUGGCUACGAGACAGAGGCUGUCGAGGGCGUGAUGCCCGACGACCCAGCAGUGUGCCCGAAGCCCCAAGACGACGCCACCGUCAAGGACAUGGUCCAAAACGCCAAGGACGUCAUGAUUCUAGAGUAUCUACCUUUUGGUUCGCUCGACCACUGGAUCGCCAAGGCGGAGCAGCUGGGCCUGGGCUUCUCCAACGAAGUUUGUUGGCAUCUGCUGCUCUGCCUCGCCAAGGCUUGCCUGGCCAUGAAGUAUCCCACCGCCUGCCAGCCCAAGGACCUGCCUGUCGAGGCCGAUCUUGAUCCAUAUGCGCUGCACGUUGGUACGACGGCACAGCACAACGCUGCGGUCACAGGUAAUAAUGGCAACAGCAGCAACGUGCCAGCGACAUCGUCAGUCUCCGAGGUACACAACAUUGUGCAUUUCGACCUCGACCCGAGCAACGUCCUCGUGGACGCGUCCAACGACGGCUGCGGCAAAGUCUGUGCCAACGCUCGCAUUCCGAAGCUCAAGGUCGCGGACUUUGGCCUUGCCGUUGAUGGAUCCAAGGUGGACCUUGAUGAGACAAAUUUUACUUGGAAAUAUCGCUUCUGUGGCAAGCCCAGCUACUGUACGCCCGAGCAGUGGACAGCCGAGUGGGAGGCUGUCACCGACCGGCCAAGCGCCGCCGGGGCCCAGAUCGCAGGGCAGUACGACGAAAAGACCAACAUCUACCAGAUGGCCCUCAUCAUGCAGGGGCUCAUGCUGCGCAAGAGCUUCCACAGUGCCCCCCACGCCGGGUUUGUCCCCGUGCGCGACUGGCGGCACCCUGCGUUCCCACGAUUCCUCGACAACCAAGCCGAGUUUGACCGGGUUGUACAAGUGGCCAACGACACCAAGGUUGCUCCCCAAGGCGUCCGUAUGAUCGCGACCAUAGCGUGGAUGCUCGACCACGAAUCGCUGCGCGCCGAGACGUGGGCCAGCCAAGCAGGCGGCCGCAAGCAGCAAGUGCCGGCACCGUCGCGGCUGUACGAGUGGCGGCUGCGCGAGCUGGUGAUGCGGUGCGCGGCGUACGAGCCGUAUGUGCGGCCGCCGGCAGCAGAGCUGGUCCGCUUGAUCGAGGAGCGUCUCGCAGACGGCAAUUUCGGCGCCGGCGCGGCCGAGGCCGAGCAGCUGUUUGCAGAGGUGAACAAGCCCGAGGAGCCGCAGCCGAAGCGUGCGUACAGCAACUUGAUCGGUGCGGUCGGACGUAUGCAGCCUCACAGGGACGCAAAGUCACGCAUUGAGGGCAUCUUUCGUAAGAAGUGA